Ilex paraguariensis (yerba mate) is the source of this 1282-nucleotide messenger RNA. The record is from the annotation of a GenBank genome assembly. Lineage: Eukaryota; Viridiplantae; Streptophyta; Magnoliopsida; Aquifoliales; Aquifoliaceae.
ACGAUCUUUUUUCCUCCUCCCCCUCCUCUCUCUCUCUCUCUCUCUCUGACACACACACACACACACACAUAAACACACACAUACAGAGUAUAUGAUGGAGAAGAGUAUUAAUCCACUCUCUACAGUAGGCAUGAUCUUACUAUACAUUGAGUUGGGUAGCGCAAUUUUACUUGUUUGCGUCAUUUUAUCUCAUGUUGUUCUAAGUUGGGUGAUUAUCCUUCAGGACUUUUAUUUAUGUUUUGUAAAUGUAUUUCGGACCAUACUGCACUUCCUCUGCUUCACAUGGAAUUAUUGCACAAAAUCCAAGAACUGUAAUGUCCAAGUUUCUACCAUGAAAGAUUAUACUUAUGAAAGUGUCAAUAAUGUUAUGUUGUUCAGAGGAGAUGUGGAAAUAGUAAUGCAAAAACUAGGAAUUUUCUGUGACCCAAAUGGUGAUAAGCUUCAAGAAAGACUAGGCUCAGUUGAGAUAUCAAAAUUGUUCGAUGAGACUGAGCCUAGUCCUGAGGAAGUGAAAGAAGCUUUUGAUCUGUUUGAUGAGAAUGGUGAUGGUUUCAUAGAUGCAAAGGAGCUAGAAAGAGUCCUUGGUAAAUUGGGUUUCACAGAACUUCCUGAGAUCGAAUGCCAGAGGAUGAUUAUGGCCUUUGAUGAUAAUGGAGAUGGAAUGAUUGAUUUCAGAGAAUUUGUGAAGGUUAUGGAAGGCAGCUUUUGUUAGCCAAUGUCUUCCUGCACUUGGGAAGAUAAGCUCAUGGCAUUGCACUCCCAAAAUAAAUGGUAUUUUGCCCUUUUUUUUUGUUGGUUGUUACUAUUUUAUAUUUUCAGGAAAACAGCCUUUUUUGUAAAGACUCUAAUUUUUCCAAGUGGUAAGGUUAUGCAUAACUGACCUCCCGAUAUCAAUGGCGAGAGCCUCGUGUAUUAUACUCUUUGAAGUCAAAAAUUACGCUACCCAACAAGACAAAGCCAUCCACUACCCAAAAACUCUUUCCUCACACCCCCUCUUCCCAAGCCUUGAAUUACAACCAGCAUAUGGCAGAGAAUAGCAAGAGUUUCUGUACAUUCAUUCAGCUGGGACUUUUAUCAGUCACCAAGUGGGCACAUUCAAUGGCAUAUCCCUGUAGGACAAGCUACAACAACUUGAUUGCAAAUCCAGCCAGUCAAUGAAGCUGAUUUUAGCUAAUUACCAGCCUUGAAGACACCAUGUUGGAUGUUUGUUAAGUUUUUGAUCCAUAUGUAUGAUCAAACGUACUAAUAUUUGUGUAUGCCUGGCCAUGUGUGAAUAAAAGUU